AUGGGCUCCCAGUUCUGGCCCAAAACCGGCUCGCCGGGGAUUCUCCACCAUUUUACGGAAACCCUCGUAACCUUCGAAUUCACCCCCUCUCCCUCUCCCACCCACCGCACCCCCCACAGCAUCCUCUUCCUCGGCGGCCUCGGCGACGGUCUCGCCACAACCUCCUACGUCUCCUCCCUCAUCCCCGCCCUGGCCUCCACCCCCUGGUCCCUCUUCACCUUGACCCUCACCUCGUCCUACUCCGCCUGGGGCUUCGGCCACCUCGACCGCGACACCGACGAGAUUGCGGCUUGUAUAAGGCAUAUCCAGGCUUAUAAACGGGCCAAGUAUGGCCUAUCUCCCGGCAAUGCCACUGCUGGCGGAGGCGAAGGCGGCGAAGGGCAGGGGGAGGAGGAAGGCAAGAUAGUAGUAAUGGGCCACUCAACAGGCAGCCAAUGCGUUUUGCACUACCUCUCCCGUCCCAACCCGCACACCUCCCACUCCCCCUGGGACCGCGACCUCGAACACAUCCGUCGGCCCAUCCUCGACGGCGCGAUCAUGCAGGCCCCUGUCUCGGACCGCGAGGCCAUCAAGCUCGUCAUGCGGGAUGGGUUUUUGGGACGGACGCCGGCGCAGUUGAAAGAGACGUAUGAUACGCUUGUGCGCAUGGCACGGGAGCAGUUGGAUCGGGAUGGGGAUGGGAACUUAGAUGGUGGGGAGGAAGAGGUGUGUGAUGCGAUGUUGCCGGUGAGGUUGACGGCGCAGUUUGGAUACCCGCGGAAUACGCCGGUGAGUUGUAGGCGGUUUUGGAGUUUGGUCAGUCCGGAGUCGCCGGGGAAGCCGGCGGAGGAUGAUAUGUUUAGUUCGGAUUUGGGGGAUGGGGCGUUGGCGGAGACGUUUGGGAGGGUGGCCGAGAGGGGGCUGGUGAGGGGGAAGUUGAUGGUGUUGAUGUCCGGGGCGGAUCAGGCGGUGCCGGAGUGGGUGGAUAAAGAGGGGUUGUUGGAGCGGUGGAGGAAGGUGACGGAUAGAGGGGGGAAAAUUUGGGAUCGGGAGAGGAGUGGCUUGAUUCCGGGGGCGUCGCAUGCGUUGAGUAAUGAUGAUCAGGCGGAGCCGAGGGCGUUUUUGGUGAAGCGGGUGUUGAGUUUUUUGGAGGAGGUGGCGGCCAGGAAGUAG
Molecule: messenger RNA, 1152 nt
Organism: Dichotomopilus funicola
Lineage: Eukaryota; Fungi; Ascomycota; Sordariomycetes; Sordariales; Chaetomiaceae
Exons: 2
Coding region: 1-1152 (383 amino acids)
Source: RefSeq, a predicted model, not a curated record